Molecule: messenger RNA, 356 nt
Organism: Trichomonas vaginalis G3
Lineage: Eukaryota; Parabasalia; Trichomonadida; Trichomonadidae
Exons: 1
Source: RefSeq, a predicted model, not a curated record
AUGAGGUUGCAAGAACUUCAAGAUGCUAUAAACAAACUUCCAUUGAGACAUCCAAUUGACGUCAAAUUGUAUUGGAGAGCAUCUGAGUUAGGUCAGAAGGUUUUAUAUGAAACAGGUUGCUUCGACGAUGUUUAUGAGAUAACAGGAGAAGUUUCUCAGAAGAUAAGAGACUCACUUGAAUUUCCACAAACUGGACCAAUUGGUUGCGACAAGUUCGACUCAGAUGAAAAGAUAUACUAUGUCGACCUUAACGCUGCAUACAUGAGGUUUGUCCAAUAUAUUCCGACUGGAAUUCCAAACGAAGAUGGUGAGUUCCCGGGAAGGAACUAUACAGUUGGAAAAGUCAUACAACAACU